This is a messenger RNA of Aspergillus sclerotioniger CBS 115572, 993 nucleotides long. RefSeq lists its product as uncharacterized. NCBI's taxonomy places the organism in Eukaryota, Fungi, Ascomycota, Eurotiomycetes, Eurotiales, Aspergillaceae. Bases 1 to 993 code for a protein of 330 amino acids. The record is from RefSeq and is a predicted model, not a curated record. The transcript is spliced from 4 exons.
AUGUCCACUUCGGACCUCUCCUGGUCGGAGUGUCCGUCGGGUUUAUACGCCUUACCCCCAUUCUGCUAUAUCUGCGGCAGUCAUUCCAUCGGGAUGCCAAUGGACCAUGCCCCCUUAAACGGUAUGUCAAAGAAUGAACAUGCGCUCUUCUACUCAGCCAGCGAAAUGGAGAAGAUAUACUCUUUAAACUACGCAGGCUGGCGCACUCUCUACCGUAUGAUCCUCUACGACCCCCAAGAGCAACUAUACUGCCUCUCCGGAAUAGCCCAAAACGCCCUCGCCUCCCCAUUGCAGCGAAUCGAAUAUAUGGCCCCCUGGGACGAGGACGACUGGGUCCUCAAUAACCGUCGAAAGGAAGGCUUUGCGAAUCCCCGGGUCAUUCUCCCCUCUGAGAACAUCGAAGCCCAGACCUCACUAGCCGGGUAUCUAAUGCAUGCACUAUGCUGGAGACAUCUCCUCCGCUUCAUCAAUGGACCCACUUCGGCGGAUGAUCUGCGGAUUCUCUCCCAAACGCUUAUCCAACACUGGGUGAAAGGGGGAGUGCAUGAAAGCCUGAGUCUUCCGAUAAGCCGUUGCAAUUUCAAUCCAGACCCUCUAGGUAUAAACACCAUCCGCAAACUAGUGACAGAGUGUAGAAAGCGAGCGGCCAUGGGAGUACGUAUAAAGAGAACUGCCCUGACAACACAGUGUCGACUGCAUACCCUCCCAAUGGAGUUACAGUACAUGAUUAUGGAUCUGCUUGAUUGUCAUGACGUCUGUGCGAUGUUGAGAGGGAUAAAUUGGGAUGUUGGGACUGGAUACUGGAAACAUAGACUCCAUAGGCUCUCGUUCGAUGAGAUCAAGAGUAUCCAGGACGAGGAGCUGGAUUGGCGCUGGUUGUGUUUGAGGUUGGAACUGCUCGAAUCUAGCCCCACGGGAGGGGAGCGAAGACGGUUUUUUGAAGUGUUGAGGGGAAUAGGGGCUCAGUAUGACGCAGCAAGGGAGGAACAUUGA